Molecule: messenger RNA, 1110 nt
Organism: Pistacia vera
Lineage: Eukaryota; Viridiplantae; Streptophyta; Magnoliopsida; Sapindales; Anacardiaceae
Product: pentatricopeptide repeat-containing protein At1g12775, mitochondrial-like
Exons: 5
Coding region: 1-1110 (369 amino acids)
Molecular function (GO): protein binding
Source: RefSeq, a predicted model, not a curated record
AUGGAUUUGACCAACCUCCCUAAAGAGUACCAGGAUGCCCUCAGCUCUAUGGUGCGGGCCGAGGAUGAGGAAGCGGCUAUGGGACUUGACCCGAAAGAGAAGCACCCGGAGGAUGUCCCAGAGGAGCCCACACCUAGGCAGAACCUCACAACUUCAAGAUCCAAAAAGGAAGUUUUGUGUUCUUUCAAAAAACCCCUUGAACGAUCCUUACUUGCUAAAUUCCUUGAAGAAAAUGGUCGAUCAGGUCUAUGUGUAGAGAAAAGGAUUAUGGAGUCAAGGGAGUUGUUUAAGAAAAUGGUUGCUGUUGAUAGUAGGCCCGAUGUGAUCACUUAUACCACUCUCAUUCAUGGUUUGUGUUGUGUGGGUGAUUGGGAGGAGGGUAAAAGAUUAUUUAUAUUGAUGAUGGAUCAAGGUGUGCGGCCUUCCGUGGUGACUUUUGGUGUGGUCAUACAUGAAUGUUGCAAGAAAGGGAAUUUGGACGAAACAAAUAGGUUUAUGGAAUUGAUGAUUCAAAGAGGUGUUGAUCCCGACAUUUGUACUUAUGACAUUUUAAAGAAUGGUUAUUGCUUGGUAGAUAGAAUUGGUGAUGCAAGGGAGUUGUUUGAUUCUAUAACUAGAAAGGGGUAUAAACCCAAUGUUGUUUGCUAUAAUACUUUAAUCAAUUGGUAUUGCAAGAAUAAAGAAGUCAACAAAGCUCUUAGUCUUUAUCGAGAGAUGAUUUCAGAAGGAAUUAGGCUUGAUGUGAUUAUAGCAGUAUCCUUAUCAGGAGAGCAUUAUUUGACAACAUUGAAAUAUGAAACUGCAAAAGCUUCAGCUAGCUGCGGAAAGGCUCUGUCUUUGUUACUUUACUCUUACCAAACUCCAGAAGCUUGGACUACAGAUCAUGGUUUAAGAGUACUAUGUUACAUGCGUCUGAUGGCCAUAUGGGCAAUGCAAUGGGCUCUAAGAAGGCUGAAACCUUCUAAAAAUAAUGAGAUGAAACUAGAAGUGAUUGAAGAAUCUCUGUAUAGAUAUCAUGUCGGGUUAUGUGAAGUUGCUUGCCUUCUAAAGGUACUAGAUGAUAAAGUGCGUAAAAGUCUUUUACAGUCAUUGUUUGAUUACACUUUCUAG